This is a messenger RNA of Monoraphidium neglectum, 855 nucleotides long. RefSeq lists its product as hypothetical. The record is from RefSeq and is a predicted model, not a curated record. Gene Ontology annotation, biological process: ubiquinone biosynthetic process. The transcript has 3 exons. Gene Ontology annotation, cellular component: mitochondrial inner membrane. Bases 1 to 855 code for a protein of 284 amino acids. Gene Ontology annotation, molecular function: lipid binding. Lineage: Eukaryota; Viridiplantae; Chlorophyta; Chlorophyceae; Sphaeropleales; Selenastraceae.
AUGCUGCCCGUCUUGCUACGUUGUGCCCUGACCGCCGCGGCGCGCGACCUCGGCCUCUCCCCCGCCGCCGCCGCCGCGCUGCCUGGCGGCGGCGCCGGCCUCGCGCGCGCCGUCGCGCGCCGCGCCAAUCGGCGGCUCGCGGAGGACGCGGCGGCGGCGCGGCAGCUGCUGGAGCGCCGCGGCGGCGGCGGGCGGGACGGGCAAGAAGACGGCGGCGGCGGCCCCGACGAUGCGGGCGCCGGCGUCGACCCAGCCGUCGCGGCGCUCGCGGCUGCGCUGUCCAGCCCCGACCAGCGCGUCCGCCUCGCCGCCGCGCUGCGCCGCCGCCUCGAGCUCGGGGUCGCCCCGCACAUCGACUCGUGGCCGGGCGCGCUCGCGGCGCUCGCGGCGCCGGCGCAGGCGGCGGCGGGCGCGGCGCUGCUGGCGGAGGUUGCUGACGAGGCGCUGGCGGCUGCGGGGGACGGCGCGGUGGGGGCGGACUGGUACUGGAAGAGGGCGCUAGUGGGGGGCGUGUACGCGGCGACAGAGCUCUACAUGCUCACAGACUUUUCGCCGAGGUUCCAGGAGACGUGGCGGCAGCUGGACCGGCGGCUGCGGGACGCAGAGGCGCUCGGCCGCGUGGCGGGCGGCGCGGGCGGCGCAGUCGGCGCCCUGCUGUCCCAGCUCGCGCGCGGCAUGGGCGCUGAGGCCCCCCGCGGCGGCGCGAGCACGAGCGCAGGCGCGGGUGCGGGAACGGCCGCCAGCGGCAGUGGGGAGCAGCGGCCGGCGUCGGAUGGGCCCGCAGGGACGUGGCCGGGCAGCGGCGGCAGCGGCGGCGGCGGCGGCGGCGGCGGCGGCGGCGGCGGGUGGCAGUAG